Messenger RNA from Daucus carota subsp. sativus, 1082 nucleotides. RefSeq lists its product as uncharacterized. Bases 121 to 606 code for a protein of 161 amino acids. Gene Ontology annotation, cellular component: membrane. The transcript is spliced from 6 exons. NCBI's taxonomy places the organism in Eukaryota, Viridiplantae, Streptophyta, Magnoliopsida, Apiales, Apiaceae. Gene Ontology annotation, biological process: vesicle-mediated transport. The record is from RefSeq and is a predicted model, not a curated record.
UCAAACUCCCAACCUGACUUCACAAAAUAAUACCAGGUAUCAAUUGGAGUGCUAGAACAGCGAUCUUAAACCGAAACACACAAAACUUAACAAGAUUAUUACAACAUACAAGCCCUGAUAAUGUGGAACAAGCUAAACCAAUCAAUCCUAGGCGGAGAUGAAGAAGAAGAAGAUGAAUUGUUGUAUGAUACUCAAGACCUCUGUUCACUCACUCAUCUUCAGGCAAUCUACGCCUUCGCUGCCUGUAUGCUGACUGCUUUAGUCCUUAUGCUUUUGUCACUGAUCGUGUUUGCAAAUCCUAUUAAAUUUGCUUUACUGUUUACAUUUGGCAACUUGAUUGCCAUUGGAAGCACAGCAUUUCUUAUUGGACCUGCACAACAAAUAAGAAUGAUGUUUGAUCCGGUUCGUAUGUACGCCACAACUAUCUAUAUUGGGUGUGUUGUUUUAGCCCUCAUCUGUGCUCUUCUGAUCCAUAGUAAAGUUUUGACCCUGAUAGUAAUCAUUUGUGAGAUCUGUGCUUUUAUCUGGUACAGCUUAAGCUAUAUUCCUUUUGCUCGUAGAAUCAUAUCUGAGCUAACGAUCCGGCUAUGUGACACGGAAAUCUAGAGCAUUAUCUGGAAGUAGCUACUCCUUGCAAGUUCAAUUAGAUUGCGGAAUAUGAAUUAUUGAAUGAUUCUUUGUUAGUCAUUGUUUAUAUCCUUCAAGACACCAGUUCUUGCCAUUUCCUUUUACUGAUGUUUAUUUUACUCAAACUUACUUCAAAUCACUAAUAUCUCUCUCCCCUCCCCCCACCACCGCGUAUAUCAUUGUCGGAGAUUCUAAUGCAUUCACAAGAAUGGGACAGAGAACAAGACACCGCACUGGUGAUUUGAAGUGACAAAAAUAUGCUCGAUUCACUUUAAAUGUUAGAGGUGGAGUUGUGAUACACGUUGCAUGUGUAUAUGGCCAUAUGGGAAUGGGACCUAAUGGAAGGCCUUUUGUCUGGUAUCAAAUCCCUAUAUGUUUGAUGCCCACUUAUAGCUGUCUUCGGUUUGGUUUAAAUUCAAAUACUUAUUCUACUACAAGUUUUAUUUGGUGUGGAA